Kwoniella mangroviensis CBS 8507 is the source of this 378-nucleotide messenger RNA. RefSeq lists its product as uncharacterized. Lineage: Eukaryota; Fungi; Basidiomycota; Tremellomycetes; Tremellales; Cryptococcaceae. The record is from RefSeq and is a predicted model, not a curated record. The transcript is spliced from 2 exons. The coding region runs from base 1 to 378 and encodes 125 amino acids.
AUGUCAUCGUCAAAUUCCGUACUCCUAGACGAUCCUACCGCUUUCCAACGCUUACUUCCACGUACCAUCAACGCUCUAUCCCACGCCAACACCCUCAUUAUAUCUCCUCGAUCCUCCUCGGCCAUGUGGCGAGCUACAAAAGGAUUUCAGCCCUUCUCCAAGACUCAUAAAGAGCUGUUCAGAAAUGUCCGAAAUAUACACCUCACCUGGCAAACCGUGUACGCUCGUAUGAGUGGUAUACCUUCACCUGUCAAUGAAUUACAAAUAGAAAACCAACUAUGGUCCCAUGUCAAGAAUCCAAUCAAGCUGCUUAUCAUCGACAUCGAAAGUCAUGGCUCAGACUCGGCAUUGUUUAAUUGGAUCAUGAGUACGAAUUAG